GCUCGCUCACUCCCCCCCCCCCAGUCGUCAUGGACUCGCUGCAGCAGCGGUCAGGAAGACUAAGACUGGACGGGCUGGUCCACGAGUGGCUCACACGAGAAGACGAAUAAAAGAACCGGGACCGGCCGAGCGAAAGAACCCCCGUGAAAGCUUCCUGGGUUGACCGACACCAUGAAGAGAUCUUUCCUGACUCACCAGUCCGUACUGAGAAGCGUCGUCUUCCUCGCUCUGCUGUCCUCGCCGCCAGUCAUCGGACAGUCGCUGGGAGGCCCCCUGGACUGCCAAAGGACGUGCGUGUGUGCCAGCAACAUCAUCAGCUGCUCCAAAGUCAAUCUCACCAACGUGCCGGUCCCGCUUCCAAAGUACACGUCGGUGCUGGACCUCAGCUUCAACUCCAUCAGCAGACUACGAGCCGAGUGGACGCCCAUCUCGCUGGGAGAACUUCACACCUUACUGCUCAGCCACAACGGACUCUCUUUCCUGUCCUCUGAGGCGUUCGUGUACGUGACGGCGGUGCGUUACCUGGACCUGUCUUCCAACGAGCUCCGCCAGCUGGACGAGUUCAUAUUCGAGCCCCUGGAGAAACUGGAGGUGCUGCUGCUUUAUAAGAACUGCAUCUCGCAGAUCGAUCGCUCCGCCUUCUCGGGUCUGGCCAGCCUACAGAAGCUCUACCUGAGCCAGAAUCAGAUCUCACGCUUCCCCUUGGAGCUGGUGAAGGAGCGGACGCGCGUGGAGACGCUCAUGCUGCUGGACGUCUCCUCCAACAAAAUCAAAACGCUGGCAUUCCACGAGCUUCAAGCUCUGCCCGCCUGGAUCAAAAACGGUCUGUACUUCCACAACAACCCCCUCCCGUGUAGCUGCGAUCUCUUCGACGUGGUGGCACGCUGGCACCUCAAAGAUCUCAGCUCGGUUGUGGACUUCAAGGCUGAGCACACGUGCGUCCUCGCCGUUACGCCCAAACGAAAAGUGGCCACCUUGGACUUGGACAAAGCCUACUUGAACUGCAGCGAGGUUAAGACCAUGGACCGAGAAGCCUAUCUGGAGCAGUUCCUGGUGCUGGACUGUGACACCAAGCAUCGGGACAUGGUGAAGACCUGGGCGCUGCCGGGGAACAUGGCGGUACCGGUUGCAAACAAGACCGCUUUAAUGCUUCCAGAUGGAAACCUAAAGCUUGGACCCCUCAAGGAAGACGACUCAGGCGUGUACACCUGCUAUGCCGUCGGGGACUCCGUCAACGAGACCCUGUAUGUCACCGUGGUGGUCUUCAAUACAACCAUGGAUGGCAGCUUGGAGAAUCUAAAGACGGCUUACACCACCCUCAUCGCGUGUCUUGUGAGCAUUGUGAUGGUUUUCAUCUACCUCUACCUCACUCCUUGUCGUUGCGCCUGCUGUCCGGGUCAGGAUCUGGAGAAGAACGACCCAACGGGCAGCCUUCACUCCUCCACUGUCAGCAUCGCCCAAGCCGACCAGGAGAUGGGACACCAAAGAGGGGAGGCGGGAGGCAGAGACUUCCCUUACGACACCAAGGACUUGCUGGAGCGGAACGGGAGGUUGAACCCCUUGGGUGACGAUGAGGAGUGGAAGCGGGGAGACGAGACCAGGAGGCCAUCUGUCAGCUCUGUGAGCUCAGACACGCCCAUGGUGGUCUAACAACCUGGGGGCAAAACUAUAGAAAGGUAACGACACAGCAGUAUAGAUUUACUACGCGGUGGAAACUGGUCUGGGGCUGCAUGAGUGCUGCUGGCACGAGGGAGCUGCGGUUUAUUGAGGGAAGAUAAAUUCCGUGAUCAGUUUAUGUCAUCAAGGAGUGGAAGAGGACUCUAGGAGUCCACUGGGCCGGCGCCAGUUGGCGCCAAAGAUUUGGAAUUUUGUUCACUCGGCAUGUUGCCGGAAAUUUGGCGCCACAGCAAGCCACUACGCGCAAUCUUUGGUGUGAACUGGGACCAACUGCCGCCGGCCCAGUGGACUCCUAGCAUCAUUGGUGCAACCUUA
Molecule: messenger RNA, 1992 nt
Organism: Doryrhamphus excisus (bluestripe pipefish)
Lineage: Eukaryota; Metazoa; Chordata; Actinopteri; Syngnathiformes; Syngnathidae
Product: amphoterin-induced protein 1-like
Biological process (GO): brain development
Cellular component (GO): membrane
Molecular function (GO): protein binding
Source: RefSeq, a predicted model, not a curated record